Molecule: messenger RNA, 555 nt
Organism: Aphis gossypii (cotton aphid)
Lineage: Eukaryota; Metazoa; Arthropoda; Insecta; Hemiptera; Aphididae
Exons: 1
Coding region: 1-555 (184 amino acids)
Source: RefSeq, a predicted model, not a curated record
AUGAUCGAGGAUUUUUUUUCAGUGUAUCAAUCGGUGCCGGUCGCUAUGACUGUUUCCAUUGAAGGGUUAAUGGAACGGUUCUGGCAUGUUGAGGAGCCGGAGGCUGCGCCCGCGACGUUCACGGACGAGGGGCGUUGUGAAAAAUUAUUUUGUGAACAGUCUAUACGAUUGCCGUGCGACCGUUUUUCGGUACCGUCGCCUUUUCGUGCGCCGCCGUCAGCUGACACUUUUGUCGGGUCCCGCGAACUCGCGGUGCGACGUUUUGACGCACUCGAACGUAAAUUGGCUACGAACCCUCAAUUAAAAUCAUUAUAUGUUUCGUUCAUGUCGGAAUACAUUUCGCUAGGUCAUAUGUCCGUCGCAACGUCCCCGGAACGUUAUUUUAUUCCGCAUCACGCGGUGUAUCGUCCGGCGAUCGACGAAAACAAAAUACGCGUUGUAUUCGACGCUUCCGCGCAAAGUAGUCGCGGACCGUCAUUGAAUAACUGUUUGUUUACCGGUCCUAAAUUACAACAGGACAUAGUCGACAUUUUGACAAGAUUUCGGGUCCCUUAG